This is a messenger RNA of Acanthopagrus latus (yellowfin seabream), 1546 nucleotides long. RefSeq lists its product as uncharacterized. The record is from RefSeq and is a predicted model, not a curated record. Lineage: Eukaryota; Metazoa; Chordata; Actinopteri; Spariformes; Sparidae. Bases 110 to 844 code for a protein of 244 amino acids. The transcript has 4 exons.
GCGAGCCAGGUUGACUGUCGAGCCUUGCAAAUAGAGCUUUGCUGAAGAAAAACCCUAUCUGUUUUCUGAAUCACAGAAUUAAAUACUAACAACCUACUGAUAAAAAGGAAUGGAGUCAAAAAACAGUCGGCCCAUCUUCCCUUGGUACAAGGAAAGGUUGCAGACCAAGUAUCUUAAAGCACAGACAAACAAGAUUUCCUCAGCCAGCAGCUGUUGCCGUUUUGUAAACACGAGCCUCGAGGACUUCGGUGAUUGCUCAUCAGUCCCAUCAGGGGCCCAGACAGGCGUCUCACCAGUCAUUUUCCAUGACGCUCCAAACAACAACUCCAGUCAAAAACAGAGAAGGUCAGUGUCUAAAGAGCAUGCCUGCUUCUCAAAGCAGAUGAUCCAAAAGCAGAUACGCAGAGAAUAUGUCGCUGCUGUGGAGAAAAAACUCAAACAGCAUCCCCUUGUUAAGUUCCCACACUAUAAGGAUCACAUGACCCCAGAGUUAUUUGAUAAGGUGGUAUCCGUUUUGGAUCCAGACGUGUGCGUAAGUAGCGCCUCUGCACUUCCUACUCCCGCAAAAGAAGAUGAGGAAGACACAGAGCCAAGAAAGGAAGACGUGGGCAGAAAAAAACACAAUAAAAUCUCCAAGGUUCAAAGUCCAACUCCAAGAAACCCCUAUGUGCUACAAAUGAAAGGAAAUGGUAUCAAGAAUGGCCGGACAGUCGCAGUAAACCAACUGUGUGCCAAUCAGGACAUGACAUCAGCUGCCAGGCUCUUCACUAAAUGGUUUGCCUCACCGGUAAGAGCAAAGGAAGUGAGAGGAACACAUUCAUUUAACUGUUUCACAAAAAUAUAAUACAAUUGUGAUACAUGAUGGAAUCAUAUUUGAUUACUGCAGGAUGAAGAGACAAAUGUUUCUGAUAAGAUUUGACAGUGACUCUUCAUCACCAACUUCCCCCAUUCAAGUGGAGGACGCCAUCAGUUCCGCAGGCCAUGAAUGAAAUCCUGUCAUAGCUACAGACAAACUGGACAGUUAUAAUUCAAAAGCCCUUGAGCUAAAUAAAGUACAAAAAGAGUGACAUUUACAGAAUCCUCAGCCAAAAAAUUUAAGUUGAAUACAAUUUUUGAUGGAUGCCAAUUAGAAAAAAAUCCAAAGCUAGACUUUAACAAGUGUUAAGAUUAGCACUACCGUCUGCCUCCAGAUCUCAAGACAAUUCUUGUCUUGUUGACAGAAUGAGGAGCUGAAACAGAUGUAUGUAACCUUAGCUGUUAGGAGUUAUCCAAUCCACAAAGGACUACGUCUGUCAAGGUUCAAAGGUACGGACUAAACAUUUAGGAGGGGUUUCGAAAGAGCAGUGUCUGAGUUCGCAGCAGGAAAUGAUGUUUAAACCCACAUUGUAGAAAGAAAAAAGGAGAAGUGUGUAUGUCACAGUAAUUCCUUUUCUGAAAAAAAAAAAAAAAACAAAUUCAAGAGAAGGUUGGGUCUGUUUCUGGACAAUUAAGUGCUGUGUGUAAGCAGAGGUUUUAAGUUUUAUUGUUGUCGGCAACCAACUUUGGC